Messenger RNA from Rotaria sp. Silwood2, 1194 nucleotides. Lineage: Eukaryota; Metazoa; Rotifera; Eurotatoria; Philodinida; Philodinidae. The record is from the annotation of a GenBank genome assembly.
AUGUUUUGUUUAGACGAUUCUCUAUUCCGACAUAUUUCUAAACAAAUUACAGAUCUUACUCUUAUGAGUAAUGAAAACAAUAGUGGAAUAACAUUGAAAGACUAUACGAUGAAUAUUUAUUUAAAUAUCUUGGCUUUCUUCGAAAAUCUCAAUCAUUUGACUAUUGUGUCAUCACCCAUCAACAAUUAUCCAUCUUUAUCACUAUAUGAUUUACCAUCGACUAGUUUUUUCUCUUCAAUACUUACGAAGUUACGUAUUUAUGUACUUUCUUUUAAUGAUUGUCUUGCUUUACUUGAUGGUCGUCUCAAACAAUUAACUAAAUUCACCGUGGAAGAUGAUCUACCUAAUUUGAAAUCUUUCUCAUUAAUAUGUUACACUAACACUUCUGAAUAUGACAAUCAAGUUCUACGACUUCUUCGCCGUAUGUCAUAUCUCAAAGAGUUAACUCUUUAUCUUUGUAUCGAAAAGCGACCUACAUUCGUCGAUGGUACUCAUCUUCAUAAUGAAAUUCUUGCUCAUAUGCCACAACUUCAUACAUUUAAUUUUUAUAUCAGUAUGCAAAAUGAGAUUAAUGAUUCAACUAUUCGUCUAUCUAAUAAUGAUAUUCAGCGAACUUUUACAAAUGCAAGCUAUGGACAACUCGUUUGUACUGUAGACUAUUUAGACAAUUUCAAGAUCAUUCGCAAGGUCAUUUGCAAGAUCUUCUCACUUCCAUUUACAUUUGAUCGUCUCGAAAGGUUAUCGAAUAAUUUUCCGUCUAUUCUAUUCAAUAAUGUAACUCAUUUGAUGUUGUGGGAUACGAUUGAAUUCGAACAUGAAUUUUUCGUUCGAGUUGCUCGAGCUUUUCCAUUACUCAAAUAUUUAAUUGUUAACAAUAUUCGACCACCAUUAUGGAUAUUUCGGAAGCCUCCUCUUGACGAUUACUAUUCACCAAUUGUGGAGUAUCCUCAUCUUAUUUCACUCGAUCUCAGUUUUGCGAAUAGUUAUUAUGUUGACCAGUUUCUUAAUGAGAAAAAAACAAUUCUACCUCGUCUAACGAAAUUAAAUGUCCCAUAUAAUAAAUUGGAAAGUGUGACAGAGAAUUUUACAAGAAAUGAAACGCGACGCAAUUGUGCUCAAGUGAAGCAUUUAAUUGUCGACAAUGCUUCAAUAGUUUUUUCGGAAGAUGUUUAUCGGUAUUUUCGUUCAUUGUAA